This is a messenger RNA of Syzygium oleosum, 1613 nucleotides long. RefSeq names its product triacylglycerol lipase OBL1-like. The transcript has 5 exons. Gene Ontology annotation, molecular function: triacylglycerol lipase activity. The record is from RefSeq and is a predicted model, not a curated record. NCBI's taxonomy places the organism in Eukaryota, Viridiplantae, Streptophyta, Magnoliopsida, Myrtales, Myrtaceae. Gene Ontology annotation, biological process: lipid metabolic process. Bases 77 to 1450 code for a protein of 457 amino acids.
AACGGCAAGUACGCAGACCCUCAAAACAAGAAAGAAAAAACCUAGCUAUCAUCUCUCUCUUCUUUGCCUGAAAGCCAUGGCUUGUGAAAAGAGAAGUUACAUGCUGUUGAGCCCAGAGAAAGUCGGUGUUGUUGAUCUCUUUCGCAUUUUGAUCCACAGUGAUGUGCACAAAAGAGAAUUCGUGGAUUGCUCUGAGAAAGGAGAAGAGAGCUUCGAGCGAAGGUGGAUCAUGUUUGUAUCCAUUCUCGCGCAGAAGCUCCUGCUUCUUGUGGCCAAACCCAUGUCUUGGAUCGGGUUGGUUCUCGAGUUUUGGUUAAAUCUCCUGUCGAGCAAUCAGAACUUGGGAGGGCUUCUCAUCAACUGCUUCCGAGGGAAGGUGGUGAUGCCGGAUAAAGCGUCAGGGAGCUUCGUAUCCUUCAUUGGCAACUUGGACAAGAGAGUGGAAUUGGACAAGAGCAUCAGUCCUGGUGACAGCGAGUACUAUGCGGCUCUAUCCAUGAUGGCUUCGAAAGCAUCCUAUGAGAACAAGGCCUACAUUCAAACGACAGUCACGCACCAUUGGCAGAGGGAAUUCUUGGGGUUCUACGACUUCUGGAAUGAUCAUCAAGGGAGAGCAACCACACAAGCCUUCAUGCUACGUGACCGUGACACCAUCGUGGUGGCCUUCCGAGGCACGGAACCUUUCAAUGCGGACGAUUGGUGCUCGGACAUCGACCUCUCGUGGUACGGGAUGCCAAGAGUUGGGAAAAUCCACGUCGGUUUCAUGAAAGCCCUAGGGCUCCAAAAGAACCUAAGUUGGCCGAAAGAGCUCGACUCGCGUCGGCCUUUGGCCUACUAUGCCAUAAGGGAGAAGCUAAGGUCACUGCUUGGCAAAAACGACAAAGUGAAGUAUGUGUUGACCGGCCACAGUUUGGGAGGUGCGUUGGCGAUCCUCUUCCCAGCGAUCUUGGCCAUGCACGAGGAGACGCGGCUGAUGGAGAGACUGGAGGGGGUCUACACAUUUGGUCAACCUAGGGUUGGAGACGAUAAGUUUGGGGAGUUCAUGGAGAGGGUCUUGGAGGAACAUCAGAUUAAUUAUUUUAGAUUCGUUUAUGGGAAUGACAUUGUGCCUAGGUUGCCUUACGAUAAUUCAACUUUCAUGUUCAAGCAUUUUGGGAGGUGUUGCUACUUCAAUAGCAAAUAUGAAGGGAAGAUCGUCCAGGAAGAACCAAACAAGAACUACUUCUCGCCUCUAAACACAAUACCGAUGAUGAUGAAUGCGUGGUAUGAGCUCAUAAGAAGCUUCACGAUUGAUUGCAAGAACGGACUGGACUACAAAGAAGGAUUGUUGUUGAGGACUUUUAGAGUGAUUGGCCUGCUAAUUCCAGGCGCACCUGCUCAUUCUCCUCAGGACUAUGUAAACGCUACGAGGUUAGGAGGGUCGCAGUUAUUCCAACAAUACCAACAAUGACUAUGGAUAGUUAUAGCUUUUUAAAAUGGAAAAUUGUCUCCUAAGAUUGGAACACCAAGAUUAAUCAGUUGUAUUGUAAGAAAACGAACAGCUAUGUAGCCGAUUUCAAGAGGACCGUAAGCAAUGGUCUAUCCCACUCCAUAAACUUAUCUAGUAUGUUAUA